AGGGCCUCAGACAGGGGGUGCUGCAGCACCCCCAGCAUCCCUACUUCCCGUGGUACUGCCUGUGUGUCUCUGACCUAAAGUGACCUAGGUCUGAGCCGCUCACGGCACGCGCCACCUGAGCUGGUCCAAUCAGACGGCCUGGAACACACCGACACGAUCAAGCCCUUUCCGUACUUCCUGAGCGGCCGCGCAGCCGCCUGCACCGGGGGAGCGACGCAGCCUGAUGCCGUUCGCCUGACCGCCGUACCUGCGCUCAUCACCUCGGUCUGCAUCCGAGGCUGCGACAGCGAGAACUAUCCCGGUAUGAAUUGUAUAUUCUUGUAAUUUGAUCCGUUAUCCUCGCAGAUACACAGACAGAUACACAGACGUGCUGGAUGCGUCAGGAGCUUAUUAGCCUACAGACAGUGAAAAACAGUCCAAAUGAAGGAGCAUAAUCGGGCCUCUGUUUGAGACGAGGAGGCGGGAGCACCGUCUAGACCAAGGUCCGGCUCUCUCACAGAGGAAGGGCCGAGCGAGGGACCUGCUCGGCUGGAGACGAGAGAACCACAGGAGAACUUAUUUGUAUUAACUCAGAGCCAUAGGAGGCGAGGAGGGGACAGAGCUACCCCCGGUCAGCCCUUCUCUGGCCCAGGCUAGUCCAGCGUUGUCCUGAUCCUGGCUGCAGGCCUGCUGGGACUCCACCAGACACCUGCUUCCUUACUGGUCUUGACACACACACACACACACACACACACACACACACACACACACACACACACACACACACACACUCACACACACACACACACAGACACACAUACACACACAUACACCCAGGGCCCUUUCAGAAGCAUGAAGCUGAAGGAGGACCUGAACCCCAUGCUCCUGCUGCUCUUCCAGCUAACGGUGGGGUUAUACGGCCUCUUGACACGGCUGCCCUUCUACCUCCUCGGCUGGCUGGGGUCCGGGUCCCGGCCUCCCUCCGGGGGCCCUCAGGCCCAGAGGGACCACCGUGACAAGGCCUGCUCCGUGUCGGGCGAGCCCCAGGGGCCCUACAGGGCGCUGGCCUCCACCCAGAGGCUGGCCAGCACCAUGCAGCCAGGGGUGGACACCCUGGACAAGAUGUUUGAACACUCGGUGCAGAGCUUCACCCACAGGGACUGCCUGGGCACCCGGGAACUGAUCUCAGAGGAGGACGAGCGGCAGAGCAACGGCAAGGUGUUGAAGAAGCAGGUCCUGGGGCAGUACGUGUGGAUGUCCUUCCAGCAGGCCCAGAAGGCGGCCUCAGAGCUGGGCAGUGGGCUGGCCGCGCUGGGCCAGCAGCCCCACUCCAAUAUCGCCAUCUUCUGUGAGACCAGAGCCGAAUGGAUGGUGGCUGCCCAGGCCUGCUUCCUGCACAGCUUCCCAGUGGUCACUCUGUACUCCACUCUGGGGGUCCCGGCCAUCCUCCAUGUACUGAAUGAGACCCAGGUUAGGCAUAUUAUCAUCAGCAGUAAGCUCCUGGAGACCAAGCUCAAGGCCAUUCUGACCCAGGUCCCCAGUCUUCAGCACAUCGUGGUGGUGGGCAGCAGGGCCUCCUCUUGGCCAGACUACCCACAAGGCAUCAGGAUCAACAACAUGACCGCCGUCCAGGAGCUGGGGAGGCGCCCUGAGAACGCUGCUCGCGGGAAAACGCGGCCGCGGCCGGCGGACCUGGCCGUCAUCAUGUACACCAGCGGCUCCACGGGGGUCCCCAAGGGCGUGCUCAUCUCCCACAGCAACCUCCUGGCGGGCGUCACCGGCAUCGCGGAGAGGGUGUCUGGACUGGGUGAGGAGGACACCUAUAUAGGCUACCUGCCGCUGGCCCACGUGUUGGAGUUGAAUGCAGAGCUGGUGUGCCUUUCCCACGGCUGCAGGAUCGGAUACUCCUCCCCCCUCACGCUGGCUGACCAGUCGUCUAUGAUCAAGAGAGGCAGCCAAGGGGACAGCAGCGUGCUGCAGCCAACGCUGAUCGCCGCCGUACCGGAGAUCAUGGACCGCAUCUACAAGAGCGUGAUGGGCAAGGUGGAGGAGAUGAGCAGCCUGCAGCGGACCCUCUUCGUCCUGGCCUACCACUACAAGCUGGAGCAGCUCAGCCUGGGCCUCGCCACGCCGCUGUGUGACAAGCUGGUGUUCCGGAAGGUGCGGGCCCUGCUGGGGGGCCGGACGCGGGCGGUGCUGUCGGGGGGGGCGCCCCUCUCCGCCGCCACACACCGCUUCAUGAACGUGUGUCUGUGCUGCCCGGUGGUGCAGGGCUACGGCCUGACGGAGACCUGCGGGGGGGGCACCCUCAGCCAGCUGUGGGACUACAGCACUGGGAGAGUGGGAGGACCACUGGUAUGUUCUGAAGUCAAGCUGAAAGACUGGGUGGAAGCUGGUUACCGUAGCACCGAUAAGCCCUACCCACGGGGAGAGAUCCUGAUUGGUGGAGGCAACGUAUCAAUGGGUUACUACAAGAAGGAUUCUAAGGACCAGGAGGACUUCUUUGUUGACGACUGCGGGCAGAGGUGGUUCUGCACCGGAGACGUGGGAGAGGUCCACCACGAUGGCAGUCUGAAGAUCAUUGACCGUAAGAAGGACCUGGUGAAGCUCCAGGCUGGAGAGUAUGUGUCGCUGGGGAAAGUGGAGGCGGUGCUGAAGAACUGCCCACUGGUGGACAACAUCUGUGUCUACGGCAACAGUGAGGAGUCGUACGUGAUUGGCUUCAUGGUGCCCAAUCAGAAGCAGCUACUGGAACUGGCGUCCAAGCGUGGUGUGAGAGGCUCAUGGGAAGAGCUCUGCCGGCACCAGGCCGUGGAGGAGAUGGCCCUGGAGGUCAUUUCUGAAGCUGCGCUCGCAGGCGAGCUGGAGCGCUUUGAAGUCCCCUGCAAGCUGCUGCUCAGCCCGGAGCCCUGGACGCCCGAGACCGGCCUGGUGACCGACACCUUCAAGCUCAAACGCAAGGAGCUGAGAACGCACUACCUGGACGACAUCGCCAGGAUGUACUGCAGGCAGUAGCGCUGCAGGCAAUAGCGCUGCAGGCAAUAGCUUCAGGCCUCAUCAGGCAACGAGCCACAGAGACGAGACCAGCAGGGAGGAAGGAGAAGCUACAACAACGACUAGAGCCCUUGUGCCCUCCUGACCCGCCUCCCAUCACCCCAUUGUCCCCCCCCCUUUACCCACUCACCCCUCUUCACCCCACCCCCUUUACCCCAUUCUCCCCCCCCUUCACCCCAUCCUCCCAGACCUCCCCCCUUCACCCAAUCUUCCCUCCCUUUCACCCCAUCCUCCAAAAAGACAGAAGCAACCUGAAGGUGUGAUUGGUUGUGUGAUGACCAAAGGACCCAGAGUCUGAAGGGAGAAUAAUCCAUGGGACAUGGAUUAUUCAUGGGAGAGGCAUUUCAACGCCCCCUUGUUCAGUAGUAUUUCUGAUUUUAUACUAACCUCUUGCAUGGUCUGGAAGACAAAAGGCUGUGCCAAUACAAGCUUAGCUUUGUAGACUAAUAAAAAGAGCUGUGACUUCUCAGCUUCUCAGCCGGUGCUGCUUGGAGUUCCUCAGGGUAUGGCCUGCUGGACCUCAUGAGGAGACACUCAGGUUUACCGCAAGACGUUGUCCGUCUGUCUGUCUGUCUGUCCUGACCCCCGCUAAUCAUUGUUUGGAAGCACACCUCUUCUGUUGAUUUCUGAUUUUCAGCUGAUUUUGUAACGUUUCUUUUGAUGUUUUUGUUGUCCGGGAAAUCAUUUGUAUCCAGAUCAGGCUGGUUGUCUGGUUGAGUCCAGCUUGGCCUGCUGGUGGGCGUGUCCCUACUGGUGGGCGUGUCCCUGUUGCCGGGCGUGGCCCUGCUGGUGGGCGUGGGCCUGCUGGUGGGCAUGGCCCUGGCAGGGGCAUGGCCCUACUGGUGGGCGUUACCCUAGUGAUGGGUGUGUCCCUGCAGGUCAGGACAUGCUGAGAGGGGACCUCUGUACUUCUGCCAGGGACUGAUUUCGUUUCACACAACGCCCUUAAAUAACAAUCCAAAACCACUGUCCACUUUUAUUUUUAUAUAUAUAUAUAUAUAUAUAUAUAUAUAUAUAUAUAUAUGUAGGUUGUUUUUAAUUAUUAUUUAUGACUGCACCAACUUAUGGUGUUAAGUUUCAAAACAAAUAUGCUGCAGUUCCUAAACAAAAGUUGUUUUGAACCCUAACAUAUUACACCAAAAUCGAAAGUACAGUGCAAGUAAGAAUAUUAAGAAUAUUGUCCAAAAAAGUUAGUUGGUUCCAGAUGGGAGGAAGGAGCAGAAACCAAUCCCUCUGUCAGCGACGCAGUCAGCCGUAACACUCUGAGAAACUCCCAUCCUUUGGUGACGUGCUUGCGAUGCAUUGCGUUUAUGUUUUAAAUACCGCUCAUUUAUAGGCUUGGCCCGUUCUUCUGGCCUUCUGCAUGUGUUGGGAGGUUAGCAUGGGCUGCAGAGACACCCCCACUCACCACAACACAGGCAGCCUGCAGAGUACUACUGACCAGCCCAGGGGGACACCGUAGUAUAGCUGCCUCAGUGCAUGGAUAAAGCAAACCAAUGUAACCAAUCAAUUACUUUUAGAAUGUAGACUUUACGGUGUGUGUGUUUCUGUGUUUGUGUGGGCUGGUGGGAGAGGCAAAAGCCUCUGGAAGGAAAUCCUUAUAUACGUAAAUUCUUCAGAAUGAUAUGUCAUGUUUCCUCAAAGUAAUUUAUUAGUUUUAUGAGCAAACAGGAGAAUACAGCAACAAAAUGAGUUGAAUGUUUGUUUAAGGUUGUUUCAGUAAGAUUUGCUGAAAUAAUUGAAACCGGUCCACGUAAUAUGAAUUUCAUCAAUGUCAGGAAACUUCUUGCAUGCUAUGUAUGUAUUUUCUUUUUUCUUCUAUAACUGGCAAGGAACCGACUUCCUCUGAUGUAGCACUGGUCCAUUACCAGUGUGGACUUGUCAUUCAGAGGUUCAUGGCUGAUACAAGUCCAGUCAAGCUCCUCAUUCAUUCACGACUCAAUGGCUGUAUAUUGCAUGAGCCAGCUUGUUCCUCCAUUCAUAUAGAAUAAGUUCUUAGGUCAUAUUUUCAGGUGGUCCAAAAGCAAAGCAACACAGUAGUUCCUUGGCCCUCUAGUUAGAUCUGGUUGGAUUUGGUUUUCUUUGACAUAUUGUGCAGACAUGAAGCCUGAUCCCCAGCGGUCCCUGCAGACCGUGGAUCAGGCCACCUCUGAAUUGAAUCCAUUCCAUACUCCAUGCUCUUACAUCUGGAAGAAACCUGUUACUGAGACAACCUCUGACCGUCGGCUGAGCUCCAUCAUGGGGGGGAUACUUAGGUUGGGAAUCUGCCUUGAAAUUCUCAACCAAUGCCCAACCAAUAAUGUGAAUGUUCCCUCGCCUUCCGGGAGAGAAGCUGAUUAAAUUAAGUAUGAUAUCAUA
Molecule: messenger RNA, 5391 nt
Organism: Gadus morhua (Atlantic cod)
Lineage: Eukaryota; Metazoa; Chordata; Actinopteri; Gadiformes; Gadidae
Gene: acsl3a
Product: acyl-CoA synthetase long chain family member 3a
Exons: 15
Coding region: 832-2994 (720 amino acids)
Biological process (GO): neuron differentiation; long-chain fatty-acyl-CoA metabolic process; long-chain fatty acid metabolic process
Cellular component (GO): plasma membrane; endoplasmic reticulum; lipid droplet
Molecular function (GO): long-chain fatty acid-CoA ligase activity
Source: RefSeq, a predicted model, not a curated record